AUGAAGUUCACUAUCAUCACACUAUCUCUCAUCACUCUCGCCACUGCAGCUCCUGUAGCCGACCCGGGCGGUGAGAUCUCAUAUGGAGCUCUCCGCCACGACAAUGUCCCUUGCUCGGUCAGGGGCGCGUCGGCCGCGAACUGCCAUCCUGGUGCUGAAGCCAACCCCUAUAACCGGGGCUGCAGCGCCAUCGAAAAAUGCCGCGGUGAUGUCGGUAACAACACCAAGUUCCUUAUACGAAACAUCGUUUAA
Fusarium musae is the source of this 252-nucleotide messenger RNA. RefSeq lists its product as uncharacterized. The transcript has 2 exons. The record is from RefSeq and is a predicted model, not a curated record. The coding region runs from base 1 to 252 and encodes 83 amino acids. Lineage: Eukaryota; Fungi; Ascomycota; Sordariomycetes; Hypocreales; Nectriaceae.